CAGCGUUGUUGUCUUGGACACACCUCCAAAGCUCGUCUUCUUACCGGUGUUUUUCUGCUCUGCUCAGAGGAAGGGGACCUGAAAAUUGUGCAAAUAUAUCGUUUUCUGAAGCAAAUUUUUAUAAGGAUCUUGAUUUGUUAUGCCUAGGCUAGCCUCCCUUCAGUCUCUGUAUCGCCUGAGCAGUCGAUCCUCAUCCUUCCUACCAGCGGCGGCCAAUGUGAUCCCAUCUUCCUCCUACCAGUGGGGUCAACGACAUACCAGAUCAGUGGAAACCAUGGCUAGCAGUAAGCUCAAGGCAGCUGAACACCUGAAGGGGUUGGAAGGGAGUGUGUGGGUUGAAUUUGUAAAGCUCACAACAGAGGAGAAAGCUAUCAAUCUUGGUCAGGGUUUUCCAGACUUUGCUCCUCCCAACUCCGUCACGCAAGCCUUGACUGAGAUCCUCGCACCGGGUUCCAAUCCUCUUAUGAACCAGUACACAAGGUCAUACGGUCAUGCCAGGUUGGUGAAUGCCAUCGCAGCUAUGUACAGCAAGUUCAUUGGGCGUGAAGUAGACCCCAUGACUGGUGUACUGGUAUCGGUGGGUGCAUACGGGUCACUCUACUAUGCAAUCAACAGCCACGUCAACCCUGGUGAUGAGGUGAUCAUCAUUGAGCCGUUCUUUGACUGCUAUGAACCGAUGGUCAGGAUGGCUAGAGGUGUCCCAAGAUUUAUCCCUCUUAGACCGAAAAAUGAGGGCGUAACAUCAACCAGAGAUUUCUAUCUCGACACGGAGGAGCUUAAGGGUCUCUUCAACAAGAAGACGAAAGCCAUCGUCGUCAAUAAUCCCAAUAACCCACUUGGAAAGAUCUUCAGUGAAGAAGAGCUAACAGUGAUCGCUGACCUGUGCAAGGAACACGAUGUCAUGUGUAUCAGCGAUGAAGUCUAUGAACAUCUCGUCUACUCAGGCAACAAGUUCACAAGAAUGGCAUCCUUGCCCGGUAUGUGGGACCGUACAAUCACAGUGUGCAGCGCAGGAAAAAUAUUCAGUGCUACAGGGUGGAAGCUUGGAUGGAGCAUUGGACCCCAGCAUCUGAUCAAGAACAGCCAGACCCUUCAUCAGAACUGUGUCUAUAAUUGCCCAACACUGAUCCAGGAAGCCGUAGCUCGGGGCCUGGAGCUGGAGUUCUCCCGCCUGGGCCAGCCCGAGUGCUACUUCCUGGAGCUUCCGAGGGAGCUGGAGGAGAAGAGAAACAAGAUGGAAAAGGUCCUCAAAGAGAGCAGCUUCAUCCCCAUCAUCCCCGAGGGCGGUUACUUCAUGAUGGCCAAGUACGGUCAUCUGGGUGUGGAUGUAAGUGCAUACGGCGACGGGCCACAGGACUACAAGAUGGUACGCUACCUCACAAAAACACAGGGCGUAGCCACUAUACCCUGCAGUGCAUUCUACAGUGCUGAGCACAAGAGCCUAGGAGAGCCAUACAUCCGCUUCUGCUUCAUCAAGGAGGACUGCACCAUCGACAAAGCAGCUGAGAAGCUCAAAGCGUUCAGCAAGUCCCUAAAGGCUUAAACAAUGGCUGAGCACCUGUAACUGUAGAAAACAGAAUAGAGGAUAUUUUUUCUUUUUUGCUCAUGUAUAGACAUUGUAAUUAUACAAGAGUGUAAGGGCAGGCAUCACGGACGAGAAUCUUAGGCUGCAUCAAUUCUCCGGAUAAAGACAUGAAUAUACAAACGAGAAUACAAUUUGUUGAGCGGCAUUUAAAUAAUACCUGGCAUCUUUCAACAUUCAUAUUGGUCAUUGUUAUUUUUGGAGAAAUAAACAAGAACAAAAUCGACUGAAAAGAAAAUCUAAAAGGAGUCUGGUAAAUGAGAGUACAUCUCAACAUGGGCAACUCUAUGUGCGGCCAGAGAACGGACGCAGUUGGAGAUUCUCGCCCGUGAUACUGGCAUACAGGCACAUGUGGUGUCGUGUUGUCAAGUGCCAUAGGCUUCCAAUGUCCUUGUACUUUUCUUGGGUUACCGGUAUACAAGAACAUUUUUGUUAAAAGUUCCUGAGUGAUUGAUUUGAACAUGGCAAAUGAAAUUAGGAAUCACUUGCCUCUUUAAUAGCAAUCAUGGCUUCGUAACCUCAGGUCAGAGAAGAAAUUUGAAAGUAACUGCCAUUGAUGGAUU
Strongylocentrotus purpuratus (purple sea urchin) is the source of this 2145-nucleotide messenger RNA. Its product is annotated as kynurenine--oxoglutarate transaminase 3. NCBI's taxonomy places the organism in Eukaryota, Metazoa, Echinodermata, Echinoidea, Camarodonta, Strongylocentrotidae. Gene Ontology annotation, cellular component: cytoplasm; mitochondrion. Gene Ontology annotation, biological process: biosynthetic process. The record is from RefSeq and is a predicted model, not a curated record. The transcript has 15 exons. Gene Ontology annotation, molecular function: L-kynurenine:2-oxoglutarate transaminase activity; pyridoxal phosphate binding. Bases 140 to 1543 code for a protein of 467 amino acids.